AUAUCAUUACCAUUCGAUUAAUAGUACGUCAUUUCCUAUAUUGAAUUUCUGCUGGGCUCAUUUAUGUUUUUGUCGUUUAUUGAAGACGAACUGCUGUAAUUUGUUUUGUUUUAUCCUCCGUGGAUAAAAGUCAAGUUAAUAUUAGAUUUAUUAGUUUAGUUUCGUCUUCAGAUAACAUUUCUUAUAGCUUGUUAUUUGCCAUCUCAGCUACAGUUUAACACAUUAUUAUUUUUUUUAUACUUUAUUGAUUUUAUUUUUUGUGCGUUCAAACAUGGAAAAUAACGCAGAUAUGUACGUGCCGGCGUUUUAUGCUGGCCGUAGCAUUUUCAUCACCGGUGCCACGGGCUUCUUGGGGAAAGUACUUAUUGAAAAGUUGUUGCGAUCUUGUCCUGACAUUGCAGAGAUAUUUGUAUUAAUACGAGAGAAGAAAGGAUUAAGCGUCCGCGAAAGGCUUAAGAAAAUGUUAGAUAACAAGCUUUUUGAUGUAUUACGGAAUGAACAAUCAUCAAGUUUGAAUAAGAUAAUUCCUAUAACUGGGAACGUAGCUGCUGAAAAUUUGGGAUUGUUACCUGCUGAAGAACAAAUGUUGAUCGAAAGAGUUUCCGUAAUAUUCCAUGUUGCUGCUAGCGUGCGGUUUGAUGAAUCACUAAAAGAUGCAAUUUUCAACAAUACCAGAUCUACGCGCGAUGUCUGCAUUUUAGCUCAACGUAUGAAAAAGAUAGUGGUACUACUUCAUAUUAGUUCAACGUAUACUCAGACUGACAAGCCUAUAGUUGAAGAAACUUUAUAUCCAUCGGUAUUUGAUUGGAGAAAAGUGAUUAAAGUUGCCGAAUCCGUUGAUGAGCAUAUUUUGAGAAUAUUCACAGCAAAGUAUCUGGGAACUAUGCCAAACACAUAUACGUUUAGCAAAAGAUUGGCUGAGCAAGUGAUCAGUGACUAUUCCGACUCAUUACCUUGUGUAAUUUUUAGGCCUUCGAUAGUCAUAGCAACAAUAGAUGAACCGAUAAAAGGUUGGAUUGAUAAUUUUAAUGGACCAGUUGGUCUAUUCAUUGGCGGAGGAAAAGGUAUUUUACGGGUUGUUUUGAGUGAUCCUUGUGCAUCUUGUGAUUUUAUGCCUGUUGAUGUAGCCAUAAAAGCAACAUUACUAGCAGCAUGGAAACGUGGAAUUAAAACCAUCGCGGAGGACAAAACAAUUGAUGUCUAUAACUGUGCAUCAAAUGAUAUAAAGAAAAUAGACCUUCGCAACAUAGUUCAGAUGGCAUUUGAGAUCAGUGAGAAAAUUCCUUUGGAAGGAAUAAUUUGGAAGCCACAAACGAUGAUAACGAAUAAUCGUUUUAAUUAUUUCUGCUGGGUACUUUUGUUACACAUCUUACCAGCACUAUUUUUAGAUGGAAUUUUGAAAUUAUGUGGCUCACGACCAAUGUUGCUCAGACUGCAAAGAAAAGUAUUCGUGACCAACAACGCUUUAUCAUAUUUUUUAUUAAAUGAGUGGACGUUUAAUAACGACAAAUUAAAAUUGUUAUUUGAUGACCUCAGCGCCGAUAAUUCAAGAGACUUCGGAUAUAAUUAUAGAUAUAUUGAUAUAUAUGACUAUUUUAAAAAUGGAUUAAUUGGUGGUAAAAUUUACUUACUCAAUGAAAGUAUGGAUUUAGAAGCAGCAAGAGCCCAUCGUAAAAGGAUGAAUUGGCUUGACACGAUAAUCAAAACGUUAUUCUUUAUGGUUAUCCUAUGGAUGCUUUACUAUAAGAACAUAUUCUCUUAUGUUACGGAAAUAUUAUAUUAUUUAUCGGCUAAUAUCCGAUAAAGCAUAAUGUUAGGAUUGUUUAAGAUAUAUUUUAUAAUUAAGAAAUUUUAUUAAAAAUCUAUUCAGUAAAUUAGAUUUUUUUUGCGAUAAUUCUCUUGCAACAAUUCUCUCUUAUAAUAUUCAAUAUAAUACAAUAUUUAAGAAAA
Pogonomyrmex barbatus (red harvester ant) is the source of this 1950-nucleotide messenger RNA. Its product is annotated as fatty acyl-CoA reductase 1. Lineage: Eukaryota; Metazoa; Arthropoda; Insecta; Hymenoptera; Formicidae. Gene Ontology annotation, biological process: long-chain fatty-acyl-CoA metabolic process. Gene Ontology annotation, molecular function: alcohol-forming very long-chain fatty acyl-CoA reductase (NADP+) activity. The record is from RefSeq and is a predicted model, not a curated record. Gene Ontology annotation, cellular component: peroxisome.